Messenger RNA from Microcebus murinus (gray mouse lemur), 1745 nucleotides. RefSeq names its product solute carrier family 25 member 19 (gene SLC25A19). NCBI's taxonomy places the organism in Eukaryota, Metazoa, Chordata, Mammalia, Primates, Cheirogaleidae. Gene Ontology annotation, biological process: transmembrane transport. The record is from RefSeq and is a predicted model, not a curated record.
GAUGUCUUGGCGAAGGCGUUGGCUGGACUUUAAGCGUACAAUCAUUGGUCCAGUCCCUGUCGGGAACCGCACAGUGAUUGGCCCAGGAGCCCGUCAGUUUCUGCCGAGAGCUGUUGAGUUUUGGAUUGGACUGAGCAAGAAGGGAGCGAGAGCUGAGAGCGGGCAUCCGGGCCGCACCGGCCGAACCGGCUUGAUACUGAUGGACAUUGUAUGGGCCAGAGGCAGGGAUGGUUGGCUAUGACCCCAAAGCAGAUGGCAGGAAUAACUCCAAGUUCCAGGUGGCAGCAGCUGGGUCUAUGUCUGGACUUGUCACACGGGCGCUUAUCAGUCCCCUGGACAUCAUCAAAAUCCGUUUCCAGCUUCAGAUUGAGCGCCUGUCUCGCAAUGACCCCGGUGCAAAAUACCAUGGGAUCCUACAGGCCACAAAGCAGAUUUUGCAAGAGGAGGGCCCAACGGCAUUCUGGAAAGGACACAUCCCAGCCCAGAUUCUCUCCGUAGGCUACGGAGCUGUCCAAUUUUUGUCAUUUGAAAUGCUGACGGAGCUGGUCCACGGAGCCGACCUGUACGACAACCACGAGUUCUCGGUGCACUUUGUAUGUGGUGGUCUGGCUGCCUGCGUGGCCACCCUCGCCGUGCACCCUGUGGAUGUUCUGCGCACCCGCUUUGCAGCUCAGGCUGUGCUAGGAUCUCGUGCACUGUGUACCAUGAUUCAUGUAACCAUCGCCCACAGAUGGACAUUAUACCUUUUGCUGUUUCACGGGGUACUGCAGGUGUAUAAAACCCUGCGAGAUGCCGUGGUGACCAUGUUCAGGACCGAAGGCCCAAUGGUCUUCUAUAAAGGCUUGAGCCCCACCAUGAUCUCCAUCUUCCCCUACGCCGGCCUCCAGUUCUCCUGUUACACCUCCCUGAAGCACUCCUAUGAAUGGCUCCUGCCAGCUGAAGGAAAGAAAAGCGAGAACCUCAAAAACCUGCUUUGUGGCAGUGGAGCCGGAGUCAUCAGCAAGACCCUUACGUAUCCCCUGGAUCUCUUCAAGAAACGGCUGCAGGUUGGAGGGUUUGAGCAUGCCCGAGCUACCUUUGGCCAGGUGCGGAGCUAUGGGGGCCUCCUGGAUUGUGCCAAGCAGAUGCUGCAAGACGAGGGUGCCCUGGGCUUCUUCAAGGGCCUGUCCCCCAGCCUGCUGAAGGCUGCCGUCUCCACAGGCCUUAUAUUCUCCUGGUAUGAACUCUUCUGUAACAUCUUCCACUGCAUGAAGAAGCCAGACCGAAUGCGCUGAGGGCAGGAAGGGCCGGAGGUCUUCCCUGGAGGCAACCUGCCAAGAGAAGGAAGACUAGGUCUCCACUGAGGGGGCCGCCUGCCCCAUCCCUGCAGGCCACCUGUCCUGAGCAAGAAGAGCCGCUGGGGGCAGGGUGGCAGCUUUGAACCCACCCGGCUAGAAGGCCACCAGAAGGGCGAGGGCUUCCCCCAGGAGCAGGCAGAGAGGAGGCAGGGCCUGGGCUGUGGAGCGCCAAGACUGCAGCGAGGAAGAGUGUGAAGCUGCUGUUUCUCCUCCAUCCAGCCCAAAACCAAAGGACACAGAUGCCAUCCUACACUUCCCAGCCCGUCUGCUGCGAGAAUUCUCCUGGUUCCGGCUGGGCCGCAGCUUGAGUGCAGAGGGCUGGCUUGGCAGGAGUCUGGUCCCCACACCCAGCCUGUGUUUCCCACCAACCUAUUAACAGACAGUAAAGCUAAGCGCACACUCUCCUCA